This is a messenger RNA of Tachysurus fulvidraco (yellow catfish), 3761 nucleotides long. It is a transcript of the gene col8a1b, whose product is annotated as collagen, type VIII, alpha 1b. The coding region runs from base 12 to 2414 and encodes 800 amino acids. The transcript is spliced from 5 exons. Lineage: Eukaryota; Metazoa; Chordata; Actinopteri; Siluriformes; Bagridae. The record is from RefSeq and is a predicted model, not a curated record. Gene Ontology annotation, molecular function: protein binding.
AAGUCUCCAGCAUGCUGAGUGCGGUUUAUAACCACAGUUUGGUUUUUGCAUCCUUCUGCUGCAGUUCAACUUCACAGAGAGGAAAAAGAAAGAGUGAGAGAGAAAGUGAGAAGAAAGAGCGAGGGACAGCGAUAGAGAAGAAAGAGUACAUGGCCAUGCAUCUCCACUCUGCCUGUGGAUUUGCCUUGGUGGUACAAGUUUACCUGCUGCAUCAUGCUAAAGCAGGGGCAUAUUAUGGACACCAGCAGCUUGCCCACCAAAACCAACCACUGCCGCAGUUACCUCACACACCAAUGGGCAAGGAAGCGAUACCCCAACAGCAAUACUUAGGGAAAGAGUUGCCUCAUCUGCAAUAUGGAAACGAUAUGGCUAUGCUCCCCUACUAUGGAAAGGAACAGCUACAGAUGCCCUUUCCUUUGGCAAACCCCAGUCUAGGCAAAGGUGAAAAUGUUUUCAGAGGACAGAAAGGUCCAUCAGGUGAGAAUAUUUUUCGAGGUCAGAAAGGUCCUUCAGGUGAAAAUAUUCCCAGAGGACAGAAAGGUCCUGCAGGCGAAGUUGGGCCUAUGGGACCUCGUGGACCUCAAGGUCCCCCUGGACAACCAGGUCAGGGAAUUCCAGGACCUCCUGGGAAACCAGGGCUACCUGGUGCUCCAGGUCCCCCUGGGAUUGGAAAACCUGGUAUGCCAGGCUCACCAGGAAAACCUGGAGUAAUUGGCUUGCCAGGGCCUAAAGGUGACUUUGGACCAGGAGGUGGUGUGGGUCCAGUAGGAUUGCCCGGACCUCAAGGUCAUCCAGGCCCACCUGGGUUGCCAGGUCUGUCAAAACCAGGUGCACAGGGAUUACCAGGACAGCCUGGAUUUCGUGGAGAGCCUGGACAAAAGGGUGCUCCAGGGAUUCCUGGGCUUCCAGGACCUAAAGGUGAUUUUGGACUUGGUCUUCCAGGAUUACCAGGAAUAAACGGACCACCUGGGCCUCCAGGGAUACCAGGUCCAGGAGGAUUACCAGGAGUUGGAAAACCAGGUCUAAAUGGGUUACCUGGUGCCCAAGGGGGCCCCGGUAAACCAGGUCUUCCUGGGGAGCAAGGGUUACAGGGCCCUCCUGGUGAAGAGGGACAACCAGGGCCACCAGGCCUACCAGGUAUUGGCAAACCUGGUUUGGAUGGUUUUCCAGGGCCACCUGGUCUUCCAGGUGGAAAGGGAGAGUCAGGCCCACCUGGUUUUCCAGGGGGUCCAGGGUUACCUGGAAUUGGAAAACCUGGAUUCCCUGGACCAAAAGGUGACAAAGGACAUGGUGGCUUACCUGGACCUUCAGGUCUGAAAGGUGAGAAAGGUCAUGGUGGAUUUCCUGGAAUAAUUGGCCCACCUGGACCAGGUGGUCUUCCUGGUCCAUCUGGUCCCAUGGGACCCCCAGGUGGCAUUGGCUUCCCUGGACCAAAAGGAGAGGUUGGUGAAGUUGGACUAAAAGGAGCAGUAGGUCCCCCAGGUGAACCAGGUCCUCCAGGACUCCCAGGAAAAUCAGGGCUUCCAGGAGAAGGUGGGCAACCAGGGCCCAGAGGCUUACCAGGACCUUUUGGGCCUCAGGGUGAAAAUGGACACAAAGGUUUUCCUGGUCUCCCGGGGGCUCCUGGCAAGCCUGGACCAAAAGGGGAAGGUGGUCUACCAGGAGAAAAAGGUAGCCAAGGGCCAAUAGGAAUCCCAGGAUUCAUGGGGCCAAGUGGACCGAUUGGACCCCCUGGACUGCCUGGACCAAAGGGAGAAUAUGGACCACCAGGGAAGCCUGGACCACCAGGUGAAGGAAAGGCUGGUUUACCAGGCCCAGUGGGUCCAUCAGGAAAACCGGGUCCUGGUGGAUUUCCAGGUAAACCUGGAAUACCUGGCCUUCCCGGUCCUCCUGGUCCACCUGGACUUCCUUCUGGCGAUGGUGCUGUUCUUCCUGAAAUGGGUCUAGGACUUGAUGGGGCCAAACAAGGAUCCUAUAAGAAAAUCAAGCCUGGUGAAUUCAGUGGCAGACACUUUCUUGAGAUGCCUGCCUUUACUGCUCAGCUAACCACGCCAUUUCCACCUGUUGGAACACCCGUGGUCUUCAAUAAGAUCUUGUAUAAUGGCAACCACAACUACAACCCUCAAACUGGCAUUUUCUCCUGCAGUAUACCAGGAAUUUACUAUUUUGCAUACCAUGUCCACUGCAAAGGGGGCAAUGUGUGGGUGGCUCUUCAAAAGAACAAUGAACCAGUCAUGUACACAUAUGAUGAGUGCAAAAAAGGUUUUCUGGAUCAAGCAUCAGGAAGUGCAGUACUGCCUCUGCAGUCUGGAGACUCUGUUCAUGUUCAAUUACCAUCAGAUCAAGCUCCUGGACUUUAUGCUGGUCAAUAUGUCCAUUCGUCAUUCUCUGGAUAUUUAUUAUACCCAAUGUAAUACAUCAGAUGUGUCCCUCACAAGUCAGCGGUGGAAAUAAAAAAAAAUGCACAUGCCUGCUUUCAAAAGUGAUGAGUGGAAAUGAAAAGCACAGUAAUUCAGUGAAAUUGACUUUCACUGUUCAGUGUUCUUUAGAAAUGAAGAUUUGUCCAAACAUUUGCAGGAUUUAAUUUGUCUAGUGGCAGUACCAGAGGUAAUAAAAAGAUAUGAAUUGAAUAUAUUUUGGUAAGUGACUCCGUUUGGAGUUGUAUUUCACCAUGCAGUUUACAUAUAGAAUAAAUAUUCAAAUAGCAGACACAUUAUUCCACAUAUUACCUGCCAGUAUUUACAUAAUACAGGGAUCAUAUCAGCUAAUAACAUACAUAGCAUAUUUCAGUUUUUUUCUUCUUCCAUACACAUUCAUUACAAUAAUCUAUACAUAUGUUCAAUGUACUCUCACUCUUGUAUGGUACAAUCUAUUUGUUACGGUAUAUUUUGCUUUUCCAGUUAUCACAUCACAGUACUUUAGAUUUUCUAUCAUCUGUGAAUCUGAAUUUAACGCUAAAGAAACAAGGUCAGUUUUGUUUACUGAUACAACCUGGGGGAUAUUAAUUAAAUAUGUAUAUGUGUACAUUUAUCGUUCAUGAUUUCUUUCCUUUUUUUUCCUUUCUUUCCUUUUUUUUUUUUUUUUUUUUUUUUUUAAUAAACAGGUUCAACGUAGUAUCAGUACCAUUAGAUGCUGAAAAGGUUUUUGUGGGGUUCUUUUUCUCUGUAUUUAUUUUAAAUUUUUUUGUUUUACUACUGAGUGCUUGAAUUUAUAAAUGUGCAGGAAGAUGAUGGAACAUACGAAAAACUAAUUCUGUUUUCUAAUUUACAGAUGGGUGCUAAAGAUUUAAUUGAGAAUCAUUGAGGUUUAUAGUGUCGGUUUUUUAAUUUUUAAAAAAAAUAAAAUUUAAAUGAUUGAAAUUAUGAAUGUAUGUGUGAUCUGUGUAUUGUACAUAAUGAAAGUAAAGAUAAAAAAAAGGGAUUUUCUUACACCUAGCAGAGAUAUGUAUUUUUUUCUAGAUCAUUCCUGCUGAUUAUUUGGCAAAAGCAAAAUGUUUAUGACUGUUUCAUUAUCAUAAAUUCCAGUACGACUUUCGAUAAGAAUUACGCCGCUUCCCAAAUUUCAACCAUUGAUUUGACAGCUGACCCCAAAUUCACAUGCAUAAUGUAAUGUUUGAAUAUCUCACUAAUGAAAAUGUUGGACAGACACGCAGAUGGUCAGGAAGCAACAACAGACAGACAGAAAGUCUGCAAUCUGAGUUCCAUAAGUCAAUAAACUGCCAAAGACAGAAGAAAUGGAAAAUAAAGAAGUGUUUUAGCAGA